Ailuropoda melanoleuca (giant panda) is the source of this 7388-nucleotide messenger RNA. RefSeq names its product collagen type V alpha 1 chain (gene COL5A1). NCBI's taxonomy places the organism in Eukaryota, Metazoa, Chordata, Mammalia, Carnivora, Ursidae. Bases 1 to 5202 code for a protein of 1733 amino acids. Gene Ontology annotation, biological process: extracellular matrix organization. The record is from RefSeq and is a predicted model, not a curated record. The transcript has 64 exons. Gene Ontology annotation, molecular function: extracellular matrix structural constituent conferring tensile strength.
AUGUGGUUCCUGUGUUUCUCACUGAGAGCCUCACAUCGGUCCCUCCCACCACCUCCCAGCAAAGCCCGGCUUCUCCGGCAGCCUGCAGCUUGCCGCGGGCUUCAGGUUCACCCGAGGCAGGACUGUGGCAUCUGCCUGCCCUUGGGCGACCCGCCCCCGCACCCACCUGGGCUGUUUCUUUGCAGGUGGCAUAGGGUUGCCCUCAGUAUCCACAAGAGGAAUGUCACCUUGAUCCUGGAUUGUAAGAAGAAGACCACCAAACACCUCGACCGCAGUGACCACCCCGUGAUAGAUGUCAAUGGCAUCAUCGUGUUUGGCACCCGGAUCCUGGAUGAGGAAGUGUUUGAGGGUGAUAUCCAGCAGCUGCUCUUCGUUUCGGACCACCGUGCAGCUUACGAUUACUGCGAGCACUACAGCCCUGACUGUGACACCGCCGUCCCCGACAAGCCCCAGUCACAGGAUCCGAACCCAGAUGAAUACUACCCGGAAGGAGAAGGCGAAGGUGAUACCUACUACUACGAGUACCCCUACUAUGAGGACACGGAAGACCCGGGCAAAGAGCCCACCCCCACCAAGAAGCCCGUGGAAGCUGCUAGAGAGACCACAGAGAUUGCCGAGGAGCAGACCCUGCCCACCACGGCAACCCCUCCCGUGCCCGACACCAGCGAGGGGGCCGGGAAGGAGGAGGACCCCGGCAUCGGGGACUACGACUACAUGCCCACCGAGGACUACUACACGCCCGCCCCUUACGAUGACAUGAACUACAACGAGGGCUUCGAGAACCCCGACCAGUCCCCCGAUCACGGCGCAGGGGCAGAGGUCCCCACCAGCACGGUCGGCACUGCCAACUCCUCCAAUCCGGCUCCAUCUCCGGAGGACGACUUGGAAGGGGAGUUUACAGAAGAAACCAUCCGGAACCUGGAUGAGACCUACUACGACCCCUACUACGACCCCACCGUCUCCCCGUCGGAGAUAGGGCCAGGCAUGCCUGCCAACCAGGACACCAUCUACGAAGGGAUUGAAGGACCACGAGGAGAGAAGGGUCAAAAGGGUGAGCCCGCCAUCAUCGAACCGGGCAUGCUCAUGGAGGGGCCGCCAGGCCCUGAAGGCCCCGCGGGUCUCCCAGGACCUCCGGGAACGAUGGGCCCCACUGGCCAAGUGGGUGACCCUGGAGAAAGGGGUCCCCCUGGACGCCCAGGCCUUCCCGGGGCUGACGGGUUGCCUGGCCCUCCUGGAACCAUGCUCAUGCUGCCUUUCCGCUUCGGAGGAGGUGGUGACGCCGGCUCCAAAGGCCCCAUGGUGUCAGCUCAGGAGUCCCAGGCUCAGGCCAUUCUGCAGCAGGCCCGGCUGGCUUUGCGGGGGCCGGCUGGCCCGAUGGGUCUUACCGGGAGACCCGGCCCCAUGGGCCCUCCAGGGAGUGGAGGUCUGAAGGGCGAGCCGGGAGACAUGGGGCCUCAGGGACCCCGUGGUGUGCAGGGCCCGCCUGGUCCUUCAGGAAAGCCUGGAAGAAGGGGCCGAGCUGGGAGUGACGGAGCAAGAGGGAUGCCCGGACAGACUGGCCCCAAGGGUGACCGCGGCUUCGACGGCCUGGCUGGACUGCCUGGAGAGAAGGGCCACCGGGGUGACCCUGGUCCUUCUGGGCCACCAGGACCUCCGGGAGACGAUGGAGAACGGGGUGACGAUGGAGAAGUCGGGCCCAGAGGGCUGCCUGGGGAACCCGGGCCGCGUGGUCUGUUGGGGCCGAAGGGGCCCCCGGGCCCUCCUGGACCUCCGGGUGUGACAGGGAUGGACGGCCAACCAGGCCCGAAAGGAAACGUGGGCCCCCAGGGAGAGCCCGGCCCCCCGGGACAGCAGGGUAACCCAGGUGCCCAGGGUCUUCCAGGCCCCCAGGGUGCCAUCGGUCCUCCAGGAGAAAAGGGUCCCCUGGGUAAACCAGGCCUCCCAGGAAUGCCCGGUGCUGAUGGACCCCCGGGGCACCCUGGUAAAGAAGGCCCUCCAGGAGAGAAAGGAGGCCAGGGCCCGCCUGGCCCCCAGGGCCCCAUCGGCUAUCCGGGUCCUCGAGGAGUCAAGGGGGCAGAUGGCAUCCGCGGUCUGAAGGGCACCAAGGGCGAGAAGGGUGAAGACGGCUUUCCUGGGUUUAAAGGAGACAUGGGCAUCAAGGGUGAUCGGGGGGAGAUCGGCCCCCCUGGUCCUAGAGGAGAAGAUGGCCCCGAAGGCCCGAAGGGUCGUGGAGGUCCGAACGGCGACCCUGGUCCUCUGGGACCCCCCGGAGAGAAGGGAAAACUCGGAGUGCCGGGAUUACCAGGUUACCCAGGAAGACAAGGGCCCAAGGGUUCUGUUGGAUUUCCUGGCUUUCCUGGUGCCAACGGAGAGAAGGGUGGCAGGGGCACGCCUGGGAAGCCGGGACCACGGGGGCAACGAGGCCCGACGGGUCCGCGGGGCGAACGAGGCCCCCGGGGCAUCACUGGGAAGCCUGGCCCCAAGGGCAACUCUGGAGGUGAUGGCCCCGCCGGCCCUCCGGGUGAACGGGGACCCAACGGACCCCAAGGACCUACCGGUUUCCCUGGACCCAAGGGCCCCCCUGGCCCCCCAGGCAAGGACGGGCUCCCGGGACACCCUGGACAGAGAGGAGAGACCGGUUUCCAAGGCAAGACCGGCCCCCCAGGGCCCCCGGGCGUCGUCGGCCCUCAGGGUCCCACGGGAGAAACUGGUCCGAUGGGCGAGCGUGGCCACCCUGGGCCCCCAGGUCCCCCCGGGGAACAGGGGCUCCCGGGCCUUGCUGGAAAAGAAGGGACAAAGGGUGACCCAGGUCCUGCCGGCCUCCCUGGGAAAGACGGCCCUCCUGGGUUACGUGGCUUCCCUGGGGAUCGAGGGCUUCCUGGCCCAGUGGGCGCACUUGGACUGAAAGGCAGUGAAGGCCCGCCUGGCCCGCCAGGCCCCGCGGGAUCUCCGGGGGAGAGAGGCCCGGCCGGUGCUGCUGGGCCCAUCGGAAUCCCAGGGAGACCCGGGCCCCAAGGACCUCCCGGGCCGGCUGGGGAGAAAGGAGCUCCUGGCGAGAAAGGUCCCCAAGGCCCAGCUGGCCGAGAUGGCCUCCAGGGUCCUGUGGGGCUGCCCGGUCCGGCUGGCCCUGUGGGCCCCCCUGGAGAAGACGGAGAUAAGGGAGAGAUCGGGGAGCCUGGACAGAAGGGGAGCAAGGGGGACAAGGGCGAGCAGGGUCCGCCCGGGCCCACCGGUCCACAGGGCCCCAUCGGACAGCCAGGCCCCUCUGGAGCCGACGGUGAGCCAGGACCUCGCGGCCAGCAAGGUCUCUUCGGGCAGAAAGGUGACGAAGGUCCAAGAGGUUUUCCUGGGCCCCCAGGGCCGGUUGGGCUGCAGGGUCUGCCGGGACCUCCUGGAGAGAAGGGCGAGACCGGGGACGUGGGUCAGAUGGGUCCCCCAGGUCCCCCUGGCCCCCGAGGACCCUCCGGAGCUCCAGGCGCUGACGGGCCGCAAGGGCCUCCGGGUGGAAUAGGCAAUCCUGGUGCCGUGGGAGAGAAGGGUGAGCCUGGUGAAGCUGGAGAGCCUGGCCUGCCCGGAGAGGGGGGCCCCCCGGGACCCAAAGGAGAAAGGGGUGAGAAGGGCGAGUCAGGCCCUUCUGGUGCAGCUGGACCCCCUGGACCCAAAGGCCCCCCUGGGGACGACGGCCCCAAAGGCAGCCCCGGCCCUGUCGGUUUUCCCGGAGAUCCCGGUCCCCCCGGAGAGCCUGGCCCCGCGGGUCAAGAUGGCCCCCCUGGUGACAAAGGGGACGAUGGUGAAGCUGGACAAACGGGAUCCCCAGGCCCUACUGGUGAACCGGGACCGUCUGGGCCUCCAGGAAAAAGGGGUCCCCCAGGCCCCGCAGGCCCCGAAGGCAGACAGGGAGAGAAGGGAGCCAAGGGGGAAGCCGGCUUGGAAGGCCCUCCUGGGAAGACUGGCCCCAUUGGCCCCCAGGGGGCCCCCGGGAAGCCCGGGCCUGAUGGCCUGCGAGGGAUCCCGGGCCCUGUGGGUGAGCAAGGUCUCCCGGGUUCCCCUGGCCCCGACGGACCCCCUGGCCCCAUGGGUCCCCCAGGACUCCCCGGCCUCAAAGGAGAUUCUGGCCCCAAAGGGGAAAAGGGUCAUCCAGGCUUGAUCGGACUCAUCGGACCUCCGGGUGAACAGGGUGAAAAGGGUGACCGCGGUCUUCCUGGCCCCCAGGGCUCCUCUGGCCCUAAGGGAGAACAGGGCAUCACAGGACCGUCUGGCCCGAUCGGCCCCCCGGGCCCUCCCGGCUUGCCGGGUCCUCCUGGGCCAAAAGGUGCUAAGGGCUCCUCGGGUCCCACUGGCCCAAAGGGUGAGGCAGGCCACCCAGGACCCCCCGGCCCGCCGGGUCCCCCCGGCGAGGUCAUCCAGCCCCUGCCGAUUCAGGCGUCCAGGACCCGGCGGAACAUCGAUGCCAGCCAGCUGCUGGAUGACGGGGCCGGCGAGAACUACGCGGACUAUGCGGACGGCAUGGAGGAGAUCUUCGGCUCACUCAACUCCUUGAAGCUGGAGAUAGAGCAGAUGAAGCGGCCCCUGGGCACGCAGCAGAACCCCGCCCGCACGUGCAAGGACUUGCAGCUCUGCCACCCCGACUUCCCCGACGGUGAAUACUGGGUGGACCCCAACCAGGGGUGCUCCAGAGACUCCUUCAAAGUCUAUUGCAACUUCACAGCCGGAGGGGCGACCUGCGUCUUCCCCGACAAGAAGUCCGAGGGGGCCAGGAUCACUUCUUGGCCCAAAGAAAACCCGGGUUCCUGGUUCAGUGAAUUCAAGCGUGGUAAACUGCUCUCCUACGUGGAUGCCGAGGGCAACCCCGUGGGCGUGGUCCAGAUGACCUUCCUGCGGCUGCUGAGCGCCUCCGCCAACCAGAACAUCACCUACAACUGCUACCAGUCGGUGGCCUGGCAGGACGCCGCCACGGGCAGCUACGACAAGGCCAUGCGCUUCCUGGGCUCCAACGACGAGGAGAUGUCCUAUGACAACAGCCCCUACAUCCGCGCCCUGGUGGACGGCUGUGCUACGAAGAAAGGGUAUCAGAAGACCGUUCUGGAGAUCGACACGCCCAAGGUGGAGCAGGUGCCCAUCGUGGAUAUCAUGUUCAAUGACUUUGGGGAAGCGUCACAGAAAUUCGGAUUUGAAGUGGGGCCGGCUUGCUUCCUGGGCUAGGAGCCGCGAGCCUGGCCCCCAAGAGCAACCUCGUGACCUCAGCGCGCCGUCUGCGGGCGUCCUGGACAGUGAAGGCCCCUCGUCCCUCCCCCGACCUCGUCUGCGCCCGGCUCCACACCGAGCCAGACCCCAAACCCACAGAGAGCGAUGGGAAAGAGCCGAGUCCCCCACCCCGGAGCCGAAUCACAUGACCUAGACGGCCCACAGCCACCGGGCCCCACCGCUUUGUCAGCCCCGCUCCGUCCCCACCACGCGCCGCAGGGACCGGGACGGGGCCUCCCUUCCUGCCGCAGAGCCGGCCGAUGCGUCGCCUGCGUGGAGAGGCCGCCGGGCCCGGGCGUGGGGCUGCAGUAUUUGGAGAUCGCUUUUUUUUUUUUUUUUAAUUCAACUUGAAGAUGUGUAUUUCCCCUGACCUUCAAAAAAUGUUCAGAGGCAAGCCUCGUAAAGGUCAUCCCCACCCUGCCAGAGCCUCUGUGUUCAACUCCACGAUCCAUUCAUGGGCCAAAUGUCAUUCCGCAUGUGCCUUUCCGAUGGAUUAAAGGUGCUUUCGUCUUUGUGAGUUUUAAGUAAAUAUUUGUAUUGUAUUGUCAUAAAUGUUCAGUGUCCCCGACUUUCAAUCACGCAUGUCAGCCGGCUUUGGUCCCGCCGGGAGGGUGGGGAGAAGGGGGGCGUCCAGUUCUGGUGAGGAAGGGGCAGCCCCCGUCCCCGCCUGGCCAGGAACGUGCAAUAAGGUGGAGGUUUGCCCAGGGCGGCAGGAGGGCGCACUGCCGUUCGAACAGCUGUGCCCAGGCCCCUUUGCAGACAAUUUUUUGAUGAGCUCUGGAUUUUUUUUUUUUAAAUGGAGAGGAAAACAGAAGAAGAAGAACUUGAUGCUUUGCCUUCCUACGUGCACUUCGAUUAAAUCACGGACAUAAAUUAAUUUUAAUUGCUUCCUUUCCCCGUUUUUCUUCCCACAGAGCCUGAUGGGAGAGUGUCCAGGGCAGGGAAACCACACUUUCUGUAGAUGAUAAUUAAAUGAGAAUUGGUGCUCACUUUCACACUUCUCCUUUGUGGUGCUAUCUGUUUUAAGAUCUUGGAAGGGGACCCUGGGGUCACCUGGCCGUGCCUGCCUUUCUCGGUCCUGGUCUCUGCCUCCACGGGGCGCAGGCCUCUGCCAAGGACGGAGAGGGAGACGCUCGCCACCUUCCUUCCUGCCGGGCCCACGUGCUUUUGCGCUCGCAGACCGCGGCGAGGCCCGUUGCCAGUAUCAGGUCGUGCUUCUGUGAUUUGAGAACACAUGCACACACACAGUGAAAGAUGUCGCCCGCGCUGUCCGUGGUGUGCCGACAAGCAGGUCGUCUUCAGUUUGCCGAAUGUUUGGUGCUACUUUCUGUGUUUGUGGUCAGAUGGAGCUGAAGCUGUGCGUGGAGACGGGGAGAUGUGCAAUGAACUCGGGGGGUCUCUCUGGGGUUGCCGGCGGGGACUGCUUCCCCACACGAGCAAUUUGGAGUUCCACCUGCAAGCGUCCUGGGCGCCAGCCUCAGUCGCUCUGGAGCUCGGGGCUGGCGGGGCUGCUCUGCGAGCGAGGGCCGGGGGCUGCCUCUGUGGGCAGAGGCCCCGAUGGACCGGCCAGGAAGGGCCACCCCCUCACUGUGAAAAGCUGCCCUCGUGCAACGCCCUUUCCUUCCGUGAUGGGGGGAGCGGCGGGGCUCCCGGGCCCUGCUCAGCCCCCUCGGGACCCGCUGUGACCGAUGGUAAUGGUGCUGUCCUCCGCCCGCCCGCCCUGCCCGCCAGGACGCGCUUCCUGCUGGGGAGACCACAGCAGAGCCCCCCUGGGCGUCACGAAACCACCCGCUAGGAUUUCCCGUGUCCCCGUGGACAUGGAGUCUUGCUGUCGCCAAAGAGAAGUCUGGCUUCGAGGUUCUCUGGAGCCCAGGAGGCCGGCACGCACCAAUGACUCUCACAUCUGUCUCUUCCAAAGCAAAGCCAUAUCGGAGGACUGCCGCGGGGUGCCCUGUGGGUGUUGUCUAGGUCAUGUGAUUCCAUUUUGAUUCCUCGUCCCUCCCGAGUUCCCUCUUACGCUGUCCUCCUCAUUCUUGUGGCCCCUUCAAAGCUGUUGUCAUUCGUAUGGAAGUCAAACGUGUCCCGUUCUCCCCAGACCACUUUGCUAUGGUAUUAUUGCAAUAAAAGUACUUCCUAUAUUUGCA